GUAUGACAGUAGAGGUCCAUUUGUUAACCUUUUAAAACUCACAACAAAUGGUUAAUAUACCCAUGCUAACUUCCGAUUAGCUCCUCAGCCAUAGGCCUAUUUGAAUCAUUUAAAUGUUAUAAUACACAUAAAUAGCCCAAACCUGAUUGUGAGAAAACGGAAAAUCCAGAAAAAAGUAUUUCCUAUAUUUUUAAUACAAAAUACAUGUAGGCCUAUUGUAUUUUGUUAUAUUUUCUGGCACCAGUAUUUUGUAUUUCAUUUGAAUACAUUUAUUUGAGGGGUAUUUUGUAUCAACAUACAUUUUGAAGUAUUUUUGCCCAUCUCUGUGCACACUGUAGGCUACUUUACUCAAUGCACCGAGCGUGAGAAGGGGAGGACAACUUUUGCACUAGCUACAAACUUCCUGGCGUAGCAUAUAAUUAUGAUGUCAAUGAUAAUGUCAAGCUUCUGCACGCUUGACAUUUCCGGAUUCUUACAGUUGGAUGAAGCUCCUGGAGCACUCUACUGGAUGUGUUAUCGACAGACAUAUGUCCCUCUUUCUCCUCUAUUAGUCAUUUUGAAGAAUGUGCGUGCAGGCUGAUGGCGCCUGGUCCUGCACAACAAGUGGCACACAGCUCCUCCAAACCCAAACGUUGGUGACCGAUGGAAGUGAGGAUAUUGGUUAGAUGAAUAACAAUAAUUUGUUCACAGUGCAUGAAUGAGUUUCUUUCUUCUUGUCGUGAGUUACGAUCAGGCUCUCUGUACCUCAGCGCAUCGUGAACGAACAACUCUUUGACUUAAAACAGUCAUGGUUCUAUAGACUGCGGGAUUUUUACCACAUUUAUGAUGAACACAGAACAAUUAAAACAUGGAAACAGAGUUGAAGUACGAAUUGUGUUAUCGUCAUACUUUAGGCGUAAAAAGACAGAGGAGCAAAAUGGAGGUAAACUAAAUGUCUAAUGAUCUAAUGCUGGAUCACAUUAUCGUUCCAUGCAGCAGACUGGUGCUGAGUCUGAGUGGUGGAAUAAUUUAGUGUCAAUACCAAGAGAUACAAAUACUCUAGAAGGAAAUCAACAAUAUAUUUUCAUACCGUGUGUUUCCACAAUAAAUUUGCAGCAUUGAUGAACCGUGAAAGAUUAAGAGUUCACUGCCGAAAGGGGAAUCAAGUCAAUCGAAAAUGUUGUGUGUGGACUUGUUAGAGACCAUAACUCUCCGUACUAUAAUUUACAUCAUACUCUCCACACGGCAUCCUGCUUGAGAGGAAAUUGGCACUUUUCACCCAGAUGGGAGAAAAUGUAGGUUCCAAUCCAAGAUUUACUGCCCUCUAAACCUCAGUAGGUUUGAAUGAGUAAAGUGGAAAUUUGUACUUAUCAGGCUUAUUCUUCCUCAAAAUAACCUGUAAGACAGCUGCUUGUCAAAGUCCUGAUUUUAAGGGCGUGACACUCCCAUCUCUCCCCCCAUGUCUCCCCCCUGCAGCCGAGAGUAUAAAAAUGGAGUGAAUUCAACUUCUGUCACUUCACUUCUUUUGCUCUGCUUGCCGUGUGUCUGGACCUUCAACCUCAUCAUGAGUAAGAACUACUUGUCCAAAAAUGAUGAGCUCCGCAAGGGAGACUAUCUGAUGUCCAACAACGGGAAUUUCAAGGCGAUGUUCCAGGAGGACGGUAACUUUGUCCUGUAUGGCUGGAGUCCUUUGUGGGCUUCAGACACGUGCGGAUCAGACGGUGUCCGCGUGUGCAUGCAGGCUGACUGCAACCUGGUCAUGUACAACCAGCAGUCUGAGGCCAGGUGGCACACCAACUCUGCUAAAGAUGCCGGUAGCAUGUGCCGCCUUCACCUCACAAAUGAUGGAAAGUUGUUGGUGGACAAAGAAAGUGUGGAGAUUUGGAACUCUGAUAAGUCCGAAGGCAAGAAGUGAUUUAUAGUUUGAUGUCAUGUUCAACUGUCCACUAGAGUUACCAGUGAACCUUCCUUCUGUGUCAUCUGGGAUCAAAUAAAAGACCUUUUUCCCAAUGCA
Messenger RNA from Pseudoliparis swirei, 1993 nucleotides. Its product is annotated as B-type lectin plumieribetin-like. Lineage: Eukaryota; Metazoa; Chordata; Actinopteri; Perciformes; Liparidae. Bases 1439 to 1894 code for a protein of 151 amino acids. The record is from RefSeq and is a predicted model, not a curated record. The transcript has 3 exons.